CGUGCCUCUGCCUGUUUAAACUUGAUGUCAGAGAGGACUAUUAGACAGAAGUCUGUCUUAUCUGCAGUAGGUGGUUAGUCAAGCCGAGCAGUGCAUGUCUGUGCUGCCUGCCUGCAAGCGGGCAUCAUGUGGCCUUUAAGUAUUUAUGUGUCUGUCACAUGACACUUCCCUCAAAGUCUUUGUCACACAUGCCAACAUGAAAUCAUUUUUAAAGUCCUUCCCUUUGGUCAUUUUAAUUUGUUCAUUUCUGGUUGAGCAUAUCAAAAAUCUUUUGGUUACGGCUUAAAAAAAAAGAUGUUUUGACCUCCAGAGAGCCAAACAUCCUAAAACACCAACUUCUUUACAUCAAGUGUUCCUCUCCAAGGCCAGUUUUAAUCUUUUAUAAAUGCAUGUACAGUAUCAGAUGACACUGUGAUCAAAGUAAAACACUAUAUUUUGAUGUAUUUGCAAUAGAUGACCCACCCCUUUUAGUAUGUUAAUGAUACUUGACUAGACUUAAGUUAAACUAGUUUUGAAGAAGCUAUCAGGUUAUUUAGGUUAUUUAUUUUUUUUAAUAUUCUAUCAAUGGGACUGUUUCUGAGGUCACUAAAUCCCCUUACAGGCUUUACACUGCCUGUCAUUUUAUGGUCACAUAGUACUUUAUUUUAGAAGGAGCAAACCUCACAUUUAAAUCUUCUUUUUUUGCUUGUGUGUCUGCCUAUGUUUGUCCAGUUUAAGUGUACUAGCAUUCUUUGAUUAAUAGUCAUAGUCUGAACUACUGUACUGGCGGGAAUUGUACCUGGUGGUCAGUAAAGACAUAAUUUACUAAAUUAAUUUAAACCGAACAUGCUAGCAUUGAUAUGAAAUGUAUUUUUGAUAUAAACCAAUGAUUUAAACUCACUCUUUUUGCUCACACAGUGAAAUCGGUCAGACUAGACCCAGAUCUUGUUACCUGGUGAUCUGGUAGCUAUUUGCAUUAUUUAGACAUUGGUCAAGGUCUACCUAUAGUUGGAGGAUCUUGUUCAAAGUUGCACAUUUUUUGGAUUUAUUGAUUAGAAUAAAUUUUUUCAGUGGUACCUACCCCCUUUGCCAGACAUGUCACUAAUCAUUAACCAGCUUUACACUGUUAGACCUCACAAAGCUUGCAUGCAAAGCUUUAUAGGGGUUUAGUGUCCUAGUUCCCAAAUCCACAGUGAUCAGGCCACAAACCUUGUAAUUAAGAUAGCACAGCUGUAUUUUUAGCCUGCUUCUACGGGCAGCCAGUUCAUUAUAGUCUAAACAAAACUGAUGUUGCCACAAACUGUUGUCUCCACCCUGUGGCUUGCUACAAGCCAACAUGUAAACGUGCAGCUAAGCAAGCCAAUGUGUCACUGUCAUUUUAAUUUACAGGCACGAUUAAGAGGGACAGUAAUUUAUAUGUUUUUAUAAAGACGAUAACAGGCCUUUCUACAUGAUUGUUAAUUAUAUUCAAGACCAAUAGAAUUUUGUUCCAGUGCGUGUUCUGUAUUGCAAGAUUUUCCAAGUUAGACCACAAAAUGACCAGUUACAAACCAUGACCAAUGUGGUCUGAAAUAAUUGAUCACUGUAAAACCAUAUUUGCUAGGAAACACUGACCUGAACAUGGCAAUGAGAAACCAGAUAUUGUCUGUCCACAGCAUUUCUGUGGAAAACAGCAUAGCUUCAUUGAUGGAGAUAUUAUGCACUAAACUUUCAUGACACACAUAAUGUAAGAUACUGUGUUUACAAUACACUGCCAACCCAAGAAUUUAUGUAUGUAAAGGGUGAAGAUGGUAAUGUUCUUGGUAACCUAUUCCGUCCUGCUGUGUUUAGUAAUUAAACAGAAACAUUGUUGUAAAAUAGGGGAGUGUUGAAAAUUGAUGUCAGUUGUUGCACAAGAACUUCCUGGGGUCCUGUCAAAUGCUGUAAUGCUGCAACAUAACUGACUCACUAAGCUCUCCAUCCUGUCCUGGAAAUGAAUGUAAGAAAUCGUUAAAAAAGGGUGGAUUGACAGGAAUACAGGCAUAUGUAUUGCAAAACUUUGCUGGGCUGGGACAAUUUGGGUGAAAUCAGUGUUGUCUUUAUAUAUUUUUUAUCUCUACAGUAUAUGUUACAAUAUGUUUUAGGUAUUCUAAUGUCAAAUCAAAAUGGUGUUCAUUGGAUCAUGUCAAACUUUAAAAUUGUUAUCACCAAUGUAUACGUCAGUGUUGUUCAUCCUGAUAUCAUACUAUCAUGUCAUCACUAUAUGAUUCCACAGAGCAACUGUUAUUAUCCGCAUUGAAUCCUGGCCCAGACCAAUCAUUUCCACUAUUGCUGUGUCCACAAGAUGGCAGCCCACAACUAUUGUGUCCCACUAGGAAAGCACAAUGGCUGAGGAGUCCCAUAGAAGCUCAGCCGCUGAGAUCCCAGUCACAAGCAAUGGAGACCUGGAUCAGAGCCCUGAGACAGUAUUCCAGAGGGACUCUUACCCCAGUGGCCCUGUGGCCCUAAACCUAUCAGAGUCCUGUGUCACUUCUGGCAACUUCGCUUCAACAACAGAGGGCAUCAUUGAAUCAGGACCUUACAAAGGGUCAGCAAGCCUGCCCACGUCUCCCGUGGCAUCUGUAGCUCCCAGCUCAGCUGUUGCUUGCCGCCUGGCACGCUCUUCCAGCGAUAGUCAGGCUGAGAAAGGCGUGAUGAAUCCACAGCCACAGAGUGGAGCGGUGGUCCUUUCAGAGGACUUAAAGAACCCAGCCAUGGAAAAACUGGACCUUGUGAGAAAGUGGAGCAUCAACACAUAUAAAUGUACCAGGCAGAUCCUGUCAGAGAAGCUGGGUCGGGGCUCGAGGACUGUAGACAUGGAGCUGGAGGCUCAAAUCGAAGUCCUCCGUGACAACAAGAGAAAGUACCAGCAUGUAAUCAAGCUGGCUCAGACGCUGGCCAGUCAGCUGUCCCAGAUGAUGCAGACACAGAGGCAGCUGGGCGACGCCUUCGCUGACCUCAGCCUCAAGUCACCAGAACUCCAUGAGGAGUUUGGUUACAACGCUGACACCCAAAAGCUUUUGUCCAAAAAUGGAGAGACACUGCUGGGUGCAAUCACCUUUUUCAUCUCCAGUGUUAACACACUUGUGGACAAAACAAUCGAAGACACCAUGCUUAAUAUCAAACAGUAUGAAUUUGCCAGGGUUGAGUAUGACGCAUACCGUACAGAUUUGGAGGAGUUGAAUCUGGGACCCCGUGAUGCCACCACCAUGCCCAAGAUUGAGCUGUCCCAGCAGCAGUUCCAGAUCCACCGCGAGAAGUACGAGAGGAUGCGAAACGACGUCGCCGUCAAGCUGAAAUUCCUGGAAGAGAACAAGGUGAAGGUACUGCAUAACCAGCUCAUCCUGUUCCACAAUGCCAUAGCUGCAUACUACGCUGGAAACCAACAGCAGCUGGAACAGACACUCAAGCAGUUCCACAUCAAGUUGAAAAUGCCAGGUGGGGACAGUCCGUCUUGGCUGGAAGAGCACUAAUCACUCCUUUUGAAGCCAUAGUGGCUCAGUUUGACAGGAAAUGUCAAAUUCUACAGAAACUACAGGAACCCCCCUUCUCCCUUCAACUCUACUGUCACUGCCUUUCAAACUUUCAGAAUUGUAAAUCUUUUAACUCAAUACAGAAAAUGAAAAGAAAAACUCCUACAAUCCGUUUUACUCUUGAUGUUAAAUCAUCCUUUUCAUCUUGCAGUUAUUUCAAAUCAUAGAAAAUGCACUUUUAUACUGUUUGAGAAAUCUGUUGAAUAGGAGUUGCUGCAGUAAACACGUUUGGAAACUGUAAAUGGCCUUUUUGUAUUCCAGCAUAUGAAUGUUGUAUCUCGGCACGGCGGACAUGUUGGCUCUGUAAGGGCAGCUACGGGAUCAAAAUAACAUUAUUUACAUGACUCUUAUCAGCUGACUGAGAUGGGGACGAAUACUUUAUAAAACUGUAUUCAGGAAGCUUCAGGGCACUCUGAACAUGAAUUCUCUCAUGAUUUGACACCUGUUGAGAUAAACAGGGCAAAAUGGCAUUCAGAUUUCUUCAUUCAUGUAAAUGCAAACUGGUCACUUUUAUCAGUAAACUCUGAUUAAAGUAAGAAAAGAUAUUUUUGGAAAUAUGCUUAUUUGCUGAGACUUAGAUGAGAACCUACAACCAGCAGCCGCUUAGCUUAGUUUAGCAUAAAGACUGGAAACGGGCGGAAACAACUAACCUGGCUUGGUCCAAAGGUAAAUUCUGCCUACCAGCAUAUGUAAACCUCACUAAUACAAAAACCAAAGUGUAAAAAAUCAAGUAGUGGUUUUACUGGAGGUUAUGUGCCUUAGGACAGAGCCAGGCUAACAGUUUCCACCUGAUUCCAGUCUUUAUGCCAAGCUAAGCUAACCAGCUGUCGGCAAGAAAACAAAUUUCCUUUGUUUUGUUGUGUUUCUUUUUUUUUUUUUUUUUUUUUUUUUAUAGAAUUUCCCUAUUUUGUCUACAUUCAUGGCAUACGACUGAAUAGGUAAAAGUGUUCAAUUCCAGAGAAAAUGAAGGACCAGCCUUAUGUGACUAAAUGUGCCUUGAUUUCUUGAAUUAGUUCUUCUCUUACCCUCCGAGCUAUAGUGAUAUCUGGUCUUGUUAUUGAAAACAGGCACUCUCACUACCAGUUUUCAGGACCAAUUCUUGAAGGAAGAGAACGGACCAAACGUGCACACACACGUGCACACGCACACACUCUGAGGACAUUAGAGUCUGUACAACUUUACAUGUUAACCCUCCACACAACACAAAAUGAUAGCUGUGUUAAAUAAAUACUCCAGUAACUUCAGAAAGUCUAAUUAUAAUUUAAGACUUGCUGUUCUCAAAGAUAUUUAUCCAUAUUGCACAUAUGCACAUUUAUGCAUUUGAGACUAAUUACAAAAAAAACUUAUAAGAACUGUAUGAUAUGUAAGGUGAAAACCAAAAUGCGAACUUGAGAAACUUUUUGUCUUUUGUAAAUUUGAAAGACCAGCAUCCUUUGCCUGAGCUGCUAACAGUUUCAUGUCAUUGGGAUAUAUAAAAGUAUGUUUUUCAAAGAGGACAUAUUGUAUGCUGGUAUUGAUCACCAGCUGUCAUGCCCUCACUUUGUUGAUUUGUACUUUUCCAACGGCUCACCAUAGCAGUUUGAGAGUGUGAAUCUUGUACAACAAUCUAUUGUUUCCCUGAAAUAGAUGGAUAUAUAUAUAUAUUUGUAAUUUUCUCUAUUUUACCUUGAGUAUGUAGUCUAUGACCAAUGCCAUUUUUCUGAAGACCUACAGAAAGAUGUACUAGUAUGUGCUAGUGUAUCUCUACCUUUUGUAAUAAUGAAACAUUAACAAAUGUUAAGAAAGGAUUCUGAAUGUUGUGUAACCUCUUUGGGAAAAUUAAAGUUUCUUUUCUCUAA
Molecule: messenger RNA, 5368 nt
Organism: Siniperca chuatsi (mandarin fish)
Lineage: Eukaryota; Metazoa; Chordata; Actinopteri; Centrarchiformes; Sinipercidae
Gene: arfip1
Product: ADP-ribosylation factor interacting protein 1 (arfaptin 1)
Exons: 9
Coding region: 2343-3470 (375 amino acids)
Biological process (GO): intracellular protein transport; regulation of Arp2/3 complex-mediated actin nucleation
Cellular component (GO): trans-Golgi network membrane
Molecular function (GO): phospholipid binding; protein domain specific binding
Source: RefSeq, a predicted model, not a curated record